Messenger RNA from Beauveria bassiana ARSEF 2860, 2580 nucleotides. RefSeq names its product HET domain protein. The transcript has 2 exons. The record is from RefSeq and is a predicted model, not a curated record. Lineage: Eukaryota; Fungi; Ascomycota; Sordariomycetes; Hypocreales; Cordycipitaceae. Bases 1 to 2580 code for a protein of 859 amino acids.
AUGAGCAUCACCACAAGCCCAAGCGUCAUCCCGGUGUCUACAUACCAAUACUCGGCUCUGUCGGUCGGCUCUAUACGCUUGCUUCGUCUGCAACCUCACGCCGAUCAACGUGCUCCCAUACAAUGCCAGCUUUUCGAAUACCGUCUCUCCACCUCCGUGAGCGGCACUCAUCUCUACGAGGCUCUAUCCUAUGUAUGGGGGUCUGCCGUAAGGUCUGAGCUUAUUAACACGGAUGACGGGGACCUGUACGUCACCAGGAACCUGUACAGCGCUUUGUUGGGACUUCGAGAUUGCGCACUCCCAAGAAUACUAUGGGCGGAUGCGGUGUGUAUUAACCAAGAUGAUCUGGAAGAGCGCAGUCGCCAAGUCCAGUACAUGGCGGAAAUUUACGCCAGGGCUAGCCGUGUGAUUGUUUGGCUUGAACAUGGAGCUGUCGGUGAUUGCACGAGGGACGCAAAGUCGCCCAAGGCUGGACAUGGAGCGCUUGAAGAGCUGAGCGACGCGGCAAACGGCCGAUCCAAGUCUUUGACGAAAUUUUCAGAUGUGCGGGUGGAUUAUCCGGCAAUUUGUGCCAUUCUCCAAGGCUCGUGGUUCGAGCGAGUCUGGGUACUUCAAGAGGUUGCUGCGGCUCGACAAGUUCUGGUCAUGUGCGGCGACUGUGUCAUUGAUGGAUACGCAUUCUGCACGGGGCUUCAGGCACUGAACAUCACCUUUGAAGACACUUCUAUGCAGAGGCGGCUGGCAUCCGCUGUCAAUCUGAUUAAAUCUGCAGGCCUCAGACCCAAGCAGUUGACUGGCUUCUCAACCCCCUUUUCUCUCAACAUUUGCACUCUCGCAGAGCUGGUGGACAUGUUUCACAAUCGUAAAGCUACGGAUAAACGCGACAAGGUGUAUGCAUUGUUGGGAAUGAGCAAAGAUGCACCUACCGCCUUGCUGCCUGAUUAUACGAUUACGUGGAAGGAUUGCUUCUGUCGACUUAUUUGUCACUUGAUUGGAGAGCAGGCAUCUAUUAGAACCUGGGAGAAUAGAGAGAUUGCAAUAGUCAAAAGCAAGGUUCACGUCCUUGGCAAGGUGUCCUCGUUGUCAAGUACAUACCCUUGGGAUACAAGCCAAAGUGUGGACGUGGUACUUUAUUCAAAGUCGGAGUUCUACUUUACGGGGAUUUCUUAUGGUCGCUGGACUCUUCAAGCCGCUACGAAUCCGAUACAGAGUGGCGACAUUAUUUGUCUUUUGGAAGGAGCUGCGAGGGCGACCAUUGUUCGACCGGCUGCGGACUACUGCGUCAUUGUUGCGAUUGCAGUGUCUCCCAAGAUUUCUGAGCCACCAAAGAGUCAGCCCCUCGACUGGCCGGGCUUCCUGGGGCGCAUAAAGACGUUUCAUCACGACCUCGUACUGAUUUGGGACUGGGAAGUGUCAUGGAACGAGCCGAAAAAGGGUAAUGAUGACUACAAAAACUUUAUCCAUGACCGAAAUUUGACAGACGAGGAAAUAGAAACAAAAGGCAGUUUGAUGGAAAAGGGGAACAGACUGGUGGGCAUUGGAGUGCUGCUUGCCCAUGCGGAGAGAUUUGAGGAUGCCGCCGCUUCGUUCCGGACAGCAGUAAAAUUCUACGCAAUGACGCGUGAGGAGAUCAUCUCACUGCCAGCGGUUGAUCUGCCGAAGCUUAGGCAGACUGCGAGUGAGCGGUCAGAGAGGAAGCAGUCUUGGUGGCUCUUGGAGAAGACCGGAUACACUCCACGAGAAAAGGCCGAGCAAUGGCACAUAAUGGCCGAAAUCUGGAGGCAGGGCGGGUAUGAUGUCGCGAUAUCAGAGGAUGUGACGACACAAAUUGUGCGAAAGCUUGGGUCCGAAUUGAUGAGGCCGUUUCUCGAUCGAUAUGGAGAUGAUGUAGUCAUCACGGCCAAGGUGGCCGAAGCGGCAGCAGAGAGCCCUGAUGGUGAAGAGGUACUAGGUCUCCUUCUGAACCGAUACGGAAACGACGUGGCUAUCAACGAAGAUUUGGUGGUAGCGGCAGCCUGGAGAGGUUGCGGGCCGGAUGCACUAGCACUCCUACUUGAUCGAUACGGCGAUCAAAUCGUCAUUACCGAAAGAAUUGUGGAAGCAGCUGCUCGGAACAUGGAUGGUGGGCAAGCGGUCAAGAUCGUCUUGGGCCAGCGUGGCGAGGACAUUACCAUGACCGAAAGCCUGGUCAGGGCGGCGGCAAGCAACAAACAGUCGGGGAGGUAUGUGAUGAAGCAGCUGCUCAGCCGAUGCACAGGCAGGAUCCCCGUGGACGAAUGGAUGCUCAAGAUUAUCGCCGGAAACGACGACUGGGGACUCGACGUUAUGAAGUCGCUCCUGGCGCAAGACAAAGCAGACGAAACGGUCAUUUCAGAGGACGUCAUGGUGGCAGCGGCAGGUAACAUGAAGUAUGGAAAUGAUAUGGUCGAGAUGCUGCUCGGAGAGUACGGGGACCGGAUCGUUGUCACGGAGAAGAUGAGGAGGGCAGCAGCUGGGAAUGGGAUUUUUGGCAAACUGGUGAUGCAACAGCUCAUGAAGCAUGGUGGAGGAAAAGCAGUUGCCAAGCAAGAGUCAAGGUAG